CUUCCGUCUAACUCAGCGCCAGGUUGUGAUACAUGGCUGGAGGAGUUAGUAACAUGGAAACCAAGAAAGUGCAUGGGAUAAGGAGCUGAAGCAGGUAUUUAACCUGAUAUACAGCAACAGCAGCUACUUGAUAAAGAAAAUAUCCAGCACUACUACUGAAACUCAAAAUGCAUCACUUGCCACCAGCAACGAUUCGUCUGCUUUCCAGCAGCCAAGUCAUAACAAGUGUGGUUAGUGUGGUCAAGGAACUUUUAGAGAAUGCUUUGGAUGCUGAUGCUACCAACAUUGAUGUUAAGCUGGAUAAUUUUGGAUUUGACAAGAUUGAAGUGCGAGAUAAUGGAAAUGGAAUCAAAGCAGCUGAUGCACCUGUGAUGGGAGUGAAGCACUACACUUCGAAAAUCAACAGUCAUGAAGAUUUGGAGAAAUUAGAGACGUAUGGCUUUCGAGGAGAAGCUUUAGGCUCAAUCUGCUCUGUAGCUGAGGUUCAAAUAACUACGAAGACCGCUUCUGAUGAAUUUAGCACCCUUUAUGUUUUGGAUAGUAGUGGGCAUAUUAUUUCUCAAAAACCAUCACACCUUGGACAGGGUACCACUGUCUCGGUAGUGAAGCUAUUCAAGAAUCUUCCAGUAAGAAAACAGUAUUAUUCUACUGCAAAGAAGUGUAAGGAAGAGAUUAAAAAGAUCCAGGACCUGUUGAUGGCGUAUGGAAUUAUCAAACCAGAUCUAAGGAUUGUUUUUACACAUAACAAGACAACACUUUGGCAAAAAUCCAAGAUGUCAGAUCAUAAAAUGGCCUUUAUGUCAGUACUAGGAACUGCCAUCAUGAACAGCAUGAAUUCGUUUCAGCAUGAAAGUGAUGAUCCAGAGAUAUUUAUUAAUGGAUACCUUCCAAAACCAGAUGCUGACAGUGCCCUUACAAGCUUGUCUAGUUCAGAAAGGAGCUUCAUCUUUAUAAACCGCCGCCCUGUUCAUCAGAAAGAAAUUCUAAAGAUGGUUCGACUCUACUAUAGUCGGAGUUUAAACAAGGAUUCAUCUAGAUGUUAUCCUGUUUUCUUCAUGAAUAUUGUACUUCCAGCUGCCUCUUUGGAUGUGAAUUUAACACCUGAUAAAACUCAAGUGAUGCUACAGGAUAAGGAAUCUGUUCUCCUUGCUGUUGAACAUAUUUUGAAAUCUAUAUAUCCAUCUCCUAUGAUAGAGGAAACUGAUAAAGCAGAUGCAAAUCCUGAAGAAAUUGUAAACUCAGAUGAAACUCAAUUGAAAAAGGACUGGUCUGGAACUGUAAAUCCAGAAGAACAAAUGUACUCAACUGUUAAUAAUGGGCAAGAAAACAAAAAAAUAGAUAUUUGCUUAAAACCUCAGAUAGCUAAUGUUGAAAAUGUUCCUGAUCUUGACAGUGGUGUCGUAUCUGGCACCAGUUGUGAAAGAAUUGAAACUUUUAAAGAAUGUACCUUAAGUAUAGUAUCACAAGAGGAAAAUGAAACUGUAUAUGGAUUAAAUUUUGCUAUAGAUGACAGUAUUUUAAAGGACACCCAGCCUAGUCAUGAAAUUGAGUCUCCAUGUGGAGCUGAACCAGAACAAGAAUUGAAUGGCAAAACAACUAAACAUCUCCCUAAUAUAAGUGAUGAUAAAUGGAGUAAGGGGGUUGCAUUAAAGGAUUCCAGAGGGGAAAACCUAAAACCUGUUGAAAUAUUAAGUCUUUCACCUGAAAGUGUUGGAGAAGUACAUUUGUCUAAUAACCAUGAUAAACUUAUCAAGAAAACAACAAAUGUAGUGAGUGAAAAAUCAGGGUUCAUUACUCCAUAUGACCUAAUAAGUAACAAAGUCAUCAAGAAGCCUAUGUCUGCAAUUAAUAUUUUCAUUCAGGAGCACCGAUUAAAACUUGUAGAGGAGAACCCAAAGGCUAGCAUAGAGGAAAUCUCUUCAAGGGCAGAGGAAGUCUGGCACCAACUCAGUGAAAAAGAGAAACUCAGGUAUGAGGAUAAAGCAACUAAAGACUUGCAGCGUUACAACACUCAAACUGCGAAAGCAACAGAACAGGAUAUCCCAAAAAACGUAAAACAAACAGAGAAAAGGUACAAACUGGCAUCUGGAAAUAACUCUGCCCAGGCAGUAAAAUUGAAAGCUCCAUUGUCUAAUCAGCAAAUAAUAGAUAAGUUGUUCCAGUCCCAAGCUGAAAAGAAAAAGACAGCAGUACCUAUGAAAACGGUACAGAUCGCCUUCUCUCUAAGAACUCUAACGCAAAACAUUGUGACGCUCUCCGAAAAACAAAUACCUGAAGAUAAGACAUUUACCCUUAUCAGAAAGCUGAAUUUUCCUGGUGCGUGGAUCAUGGGGACAGAGAAAAAGAUAACACUAUUAAACCCAUAUAGAGUGGAAGAAUCUCUAUUGUAUAACCGCCUUGUGAAGAAUCAUAAAAUCACUGCUGAAAAGAUGGAGUCGCCAAUUAGAUUGACUGACAGGCUUUUGGGAGGUCCUCAGUAUUUGGAUACUCUAUCAAGAAUGCAAAAAGAAUCUCCAAAAUUAAAUGGGGAAAUUUAUUUUUCAGAUGUCCGCCUUACCGCUAAUGGUUUUAAGAUAAAAAUAAUACCUGAGAACCAAUUUGAGAUAGAGGAAAUGUCUAGCAGCUUGCCCUUCUAUGGGAUUGCAGAUCUAAAAGAAAUCCUAAGCUAUGUGUUAAAUAAAAAUGCUAAUGAAUUAAGUGAAUGCAGACCUCUCAAAGUGCUUAAUUAUCUAGAGGGAGAAGCGGUGCGUCUGUCUCGUCAACUACCAUUCAACCUUUCGGAAGAAGACAUAUAUGACACCUUACAAAGGAUGGAACAGCAGAUUGGAAAUGAAAAUAAAGGCUGCAUCCAUGGUCGGCCAUUCUUUCAUCAUCUAAUAGAUAUUCCUGAAGCUAAUUAACACAAUUUUACUACAUUUAUGGCAUGAUAUAUACCUCCAAAGAAGGCUAAUAUGUGAAGUGGCAACAUUUUAUAUAUUAACAAACUCUUGUUUUUCAUGUACUGAAUACAUUUCCAUUUCUGAUCAAUGCUUAUAAAUGCCUUGAUAACCAUUGAAAGAAUGUAUCACUUGCAAAUACAUGCCACUGAGUGGGUUUUAUAAAGCAA
Bombina bombina (fire-bellied toad) is the source of this 3106-nucleotide messenger RNA. It is a transcript of the gene PMS1, whose product is annotated as PMS1 homolog 1, mismatch repair system component. Gene Ontology annotation, biological process: mismatch repair. NCBI's taxonomy places the organism in Eukaryota, Metazoa, Chordata, Amphibia, Anura, Bombinatoridae. The transcript is spliced from 13 exons. Bases 168 to 2900 code for a protein of 910 amino acids. Gene Ontology annotation, molecular function: ATP hydrolysis activity; ATP-dependent DNA damage sensor activity; ATP binding. The record is from RefSeq and is a predicted model, not a curated record. Gene Ontology annotation, cellular component: MutLalpha complex.